This is a messenger RNA of Arthroderma uncinatum, 1308 nucleotides long. Its product is annotated as isochorismatase. The transcript has a single exon. The coding region runs from base 1 to 1308 and encodes 435 amino acids. The record is from RefSeq and is a predicted model, not a curated record. Lineage: Eukaryota; Fungi; Ascomycota; Eurotiomycetes; Onygenales; Arthrodermataceae.
AUGCUUGCUCGCAAUGGCGCUAACUUCUGGAAAGAAGGGCUGUCCGCUUCACCCGGCCAUGCGGCAAGCAUGGCGGACCCCACGGACUUGAACCUCGAUGCGCCCAGCGAUCUACAGGAUAUCCCCGACCUGUCGCCCGUUGACGACCUCGUUCCGCCGCCAGAAGGCACAUACCCCGAUAAAGCGUCGUUGAUAGCGUCGGUGCAUGCUCAUGCAAAGGCACACGGGUACAAUGUUGUUGUCAAAUCGUCCAGUACGCCCACCGAGAAGAAACCAGGGCGUACCGCGAAGGUCUGGUUAAGAUGCGAUCGUGGAGGCCAGUACAGGCCCCGGAAUGGGUUGACGGAGGAGACUCGCAAGCGGAAACGGACGUCCAGGCUGAUGGAUUGUCCGUUCAUGCUCGUGGCUGCUGGGAAUCCUGGCAUAUGGACGCUCACCGUCCUGAAUCCGACACACAACCAUGGAGCUAUCAUGGAUAAACCCCGCCAGGCGCCUCAUCAUCGAGUCAAAAAGGGUCAGGUCACCGCCGUACCUUACGACUGGCCUCACGAUGCCACUUUUACUCCGUUCACCACGGCUCUGGUAGUCGUUGACAUGCAACGGGAUGGUACGUACCCCCUGCUGACCCUGGCCCCUCCAUCAUGUCUGGACAUCGUUCUAAAUAUGUAUCUAGUUUGCUCGCAAGAAGGAUAUAUGUCAUAUCAAGGCUACGAUGUCACGCCUGCCAUGGCGCUAAUACCCAAAAUUCGACGGCUACUGGAUGCAUUCCGCGCCGCCGGCUUCCCCAUAUAUCAUACCCGUGAAGGCCACAGACCAGACCUCUCUACUCUUUCGACUCGUGAAAACUUCCGCUCCCACAACAACCCAACAGCCACAGGCAUCGGAUCCACAGGUCCGUUAGGCCGUCUCCUCAUCCGCGGUGAACCAGGCCACGAUAUCGUCCCCGAACUCUAUCCAAUCGAUGGUGAGCCAGUGAUUGAUAAACCUGGCCGCGGAGCAUUCGCACAUACCGACUUCGAACUACUACUACGUAACAAGGGGAUUAAAAAUCUUGUUGUUGUCGGAAUGACAACCGACGGGGCUGUAGCGAGUACCCUUCGCGAAGCCUGUGAUAAGGGGUUUGACUGCCUAUUACUGGAAGAUGGGACUGUGGCAGUCGACCACACGCUGCAUAUCGGUGCGUGUAAUAGCGUGAAGAUGGAAGGUGGCCUGUUGGGCGCCACCUCACGGAUCGACGAUAUCGUGCAUGCUGUGGAUAAUUUCAAGAGUCUACUCGUUAAGAAGAUGGCGCCACAAAUGAUGGUGUGA